AUGGCAUCUACACAUACCACUCUUGAUGCUGCGGCGACGGAGCGAAAAGCCCGUCUUGCUAAGCUCGCCGCUCUCAAACGAAAGCAACCCGAACCAGAUUCCUCAGAACAAGAUUUCUCCAAGCAAGACGGCGCAAAGGAAGAAAUGUCAAAAGAUGUCGCUUCGCGGUUCCUAUCCGGAAGAAACUACGACCCCGAGACCCGGGGACCAAAGCUUGGUUUUGAACAUUUGCCAAUAGAAGGACAAACGACUCUGGAAGAACAAGCGGCCAAAAUUGCGAUAUCAACUGAACAAGCUGCAAAAGAGGACGAGGAAGCCGAUAAACCGAUCGAUCUAUUCAAGCUCCAGCCUAAAAAUCCAAAUUGGGACUUGAAACGGGAUCUCGAUGAGAAGGUGAAGAUUGUGAAUGUCAGGACUCAGAACGCGAUUGCGAGAUUGGUUCGUGAGAGAAUACAGAAUGCGCAGAGGGAAGCUAGGGAGAAAAAUAUGGCCUCUGGCGGGGGUGAUGGGGAUGGCCAGGAGGUGGGGAUGGAUGGAGGGGCACUUGUCGAAGGAAUACAUUUGAGAGAACGGGAUGAAGCUGAAGAGGAGAGGAGGGAAAGGGAGGAAGACGACGAGAUGGAAUGA
Molecule: messenger RNA, 627 nt
Organism: Paracoccidioides brasiliensis Pb18
Exons: 1
Coding region: 1-627 (208 amino acids)
Cellular component (GO): U2-type spliceosomal complex; post-mRNA release spliceosomal complex
Source: RefSeq, a predicted model, not a curated record